UCUUACACGCUCCCUCGUCUCCAACACAUUCUUCCCCUGCAGCAAGGCAAACAGACAUACUGAGAGGACAGCCAUGGAGGACCACCACUUGGCGCCUCUCUUCAUCCACGAAGAAGAAGACAAUGAGGACCCGGAGAGACCUGACGUGGAUCCCAGAGAGCAGAGCGACCGCUCGCCUUUUACUUUGGCAAGGUGUUCACCUGCGCUGCUCGGGCCGUACUUGCACCAGAUGGAUGACCUCCUUCAGAGCUGCGAGGAGAUGACGGACAUUUCUUUCUGUUCCCACCUCUCCGGGGAGUUGGAAGCCAGCCAUUGGGAAAGCUCCCCGUAUUUUUCCACCAGCUGCUCAGAAACACAAGUGGACAAGACAGAACCUUCUCAGGGAGGCGCGGAUGUUCCUCACCAGGCGGACUUGCCUCUUACUUUGGCGGGGAACCGGCUGAGCGACACCAUGAUGGAGUACGAGGGGAGGCUGUUGGGGAUGUUGGCCAUGCUGGAGAGCUGCAUGGAAGACUGGGAGGCAAGUCCAGAGGACGUCCACGUGGAGACAAGGCCAGACUAUGUCCAUGUGGAGACAAGUCCAGAGUACGUCCACAUGGAGGAGGUGGAGACACAUCCAGAGUAUGUCCAUGUGGAGAAGUGUGUGGGGGAAGCAGCACCAGGAGGGAACCCAAGCUAUGAUGCUUCCUCAUUGGCCACAACUUGUGGGGAAAAGCAGGUGGAUGAUGCAUGGCCUCUGAAGAUGGACCUUUGUGGGUCUGAAGUGGAGAGCUUUGAGGCUCUCAGGUCUCAAAUGGAGGAGUGCAUCCAGGAGGUGCAGCGCUUGGAGAGCAGGAGAAAAGAAUUACUCUCAGAGGUGCUGCAGCUGAGACGGCAGAAAGGCCCGGAAGAAGAAGAAGAAGAAGAAGAAGAGAAGCGAGAAGCCACGGAGGAUGACGUCGUCCACAAAGUGAUGAGCUUGCUGACCAGGCUGCAAAGCGAGGAGGCGGCCCGCAGAGAGGAGAGGAAGCGGGAGAUCCGGCGUUUGAGGUCGACAAGAGUGGAGGAGGAGCGGCGGGUGUGGAAGGUGGACCUGGAGACGCAGGAGAUGCGCGAGCUGCUGCGGAAGCUGAAGUGGAAGCUGUUUGCUCGGGCCAAGGAGAGUGCACACGCCCAGGCAGCUCUCAGCAAGCAACGCCACGAGGUGGCGCUCCUCAGGAGACAGGAGGAGACCCUGCAGGCUGUGGUCCUCCAGAUGACGGACGAGGGUGUGCAGCUCAAGUUGGCCCACCAGCGACACCUGCUGGACCUCCUGGCUGAGCUGCACCUGCACGCCACCAAGCACACCUCCGCUAUUACGCAGGAGGAGCUGUGCAGGAGACACUCCCAUGGGGACAUCCAGCAGUACCUGCAGGCCAGCCUGGCAGCCCUCCAAAACAGGUACGAGCCCAUGUUGCUGGCCUUGCUGAAGAGGAAGGAGACAACAACACGGUCUUGUGCAAAGUCCAAAGAGCAGGCGCAGGAGCUCAGGGCCCAGUUAAGACCCCUGCAGGAGGAGACCCAAAAGCUGGUGCUCCAGAGAGCGUGCAUGGAGGAGAAAGUCAAACUGACGCAGGUGCAGAGGAAAGAGGAUGCUCAGCACUAUGAGGAGAAUAUCCGUCAUCUGGAGGAGAGCAGCAGGGUCUUCAAGAUGGAGUUGAUGGUGCAGAAGAGAAAGAACAAAGAAGCAGAAGAUAUCAGAGAUGGCCUUUCCAAACAGAUCCUCUUGUACAGGUCUGCUGCUGGAGACCAGCACACCUUUCAACUCACAGAGGAAAUAUGAAAACGUGUCUUUCAAUAGAGGUUAUAAAAUGCACUUUAGAUACAUGCACUGUUGUUGUUCCACGCCUUGUCACUGUUAUUAUUGUCUGCCUACAUAACACAACAAAUCUUAUUUUUUAAUAAAAUGAUGAGUCAAUG
Nerophis lumbriciformis (worm pipefish) is the source of this 1938-nucleotide messenger RNA. The record is from RefSeq and is a predicted model, not a curated record. NCBI's taxonomy places the organism in Eukaryota, Metazoa, Chordata, Actinopteri, Syngnathiformes, Syngnathidae.